GUGUGUACUUCCCAAAUCACAGACUUUCUUUUCUCUCCUCGGCAAACCCCUCUCCGUUUGUCGACCGUCUUCCAUCUCAUCAUAUACCCUGCUAUUCGCGAAGAUUGCAACUACCGCAUAGACACAAACCGGAGUUCUCUCCUCUGCGACACAAGUGGUACUGACAUUGUUCGAGCAAUGAAAGGUUUGCCAUUCCUUGCGUAUCUAUUCUCGAUAGCAAUAAACAGUAGCAGCAACAACGGCAGUGGAGAUAACAUCCUCGGCAGUACCUACAAAUCUAACAAGGGAAACGGUGGAUUCAGCAGCAGCAACAACGAUCCGAUGAGCAUCAAAGGAAAUGGCGUCUGCCUCGUCGAGGUGGCCCGGGUGGAAUGGAACCCAAUCCAGCCGUGGCAGCGAUCCCCCCAGUCCAAGAGCUCGGGGACGGCCUUUGUCAUCGAGGGGGAGCAGCUGCUAACCAACGCACACGUGGUCAAGUCGGCCAUCGACAUCCGGGUACGGCCCCACGGGUCGACGCGUCGCUUUCCCGCCCAGGUGGUCUGUUAUGCUCCCGACGUUGACCUCGCGCUCCUGGAGCUCGUGGGCGAGAGCGAGAAGGCGGACUUUUUCGGGCACCCGUCGGCAGGAGAAGCCGAUGGAGACGAAGAGGAAGAGCGGAUUGCCAAGCGGCGCCGGACCACGAAGAGCCUGGAGUUUGCAACGGAGCUGCCCGGGCUGCAAGAGACCGUCCAUGUCGUGGGGUUCCCCACCGGGGGCCGAACGAUCUGCGUCACGGAGGGGGUCGUAUCCAGGAUCGAUCUAUACAACCGUAUCGUCGCCAUCCAGGUGGACAGCGCAAUCAAUCCGGGAAACAGCGGGGGACCGGCCUUCAACUCAAAGGGACAGGUUACGGGGUGAGUUUGCGAUGUAUGCUAUAUUGUACAGCGCAUAGUGCUGUGUCCCUUAUGCUUGUUUUCUUGCUUGUUGAUUGGUUUGUGAGAACCGAACAAGAAUUGAUUGUAUUCAAGGGCUUGCGUGUAUGAAAAUUCUCACUACGACGGUGCUUAGGAUGCAACCGUGUCCAAAUUGUUAUGAGCAUACAAAACUAGCACAAUGUCUUACCAACAAUGCCUCCCAAUAUGAAUCUACCGUGCAUUGUAUUGCAAUCCAGUGUCGCCUUUCGAAAAAGAAUCUCCACCAAGUCUCAAAAAGUCGACAACAUAGGCUAUCUUAUUCCCGCAGUCCUGGUCCGGGCCUUCCUGGGACGUGUCGAUCGAGAAAAGGGAACAUACCAGCUCUCCGGCACGAUCCCGUACCGAUGCCAUUCGCUGGAAAACCAUUCCCUUCGGCUGGCGCACGGCGUUCCGGAUUUCGUCCACGGCAUCUUGAUCACAAGCGUAGCUGACGCCGUGACGGAAUCGACAGAAGAUGGAACUUCCGCCGAAGAAUCGCCGCUGCAGCUGCAACCAGGGGACAUCCUGACCAAAAUCGACGACAGCCCCGUAGCCGACGACGGCCAGGUGGUGCUGAGGGGAGACGAACUGAUCCAUCACGCGUACCUGAUGCGGAUCAAACAGAAGGACGAAUCCGUUAUUUUCACCGUUUAUCGUGGCGGCAAGCACAUCGUGUGCGAUCCUUACUUUCUAAAAGACAUUCAGCCCAUCAUACCUCGCUGGGGAGGCGUGGACUACAUGCCCAAUUACUUGAUUCUCGGGUCUUUGGUCCUCCUGCCGCUCUUUCUGGAAUUGAAAAACUUCAAGCAGUGCGGCCACUUGCUAAAGGCCGAUUGCAUCCAAUCAUACUGGAGAUGGCCCAGAGAAUGGGAGGGGAAGGAAGGUUUGGUAGUAUUGACUGAGAUCUUCGCCCACGAGCUGAGUUUUAGCUACAGCCGGCCGUGGCGGCGUGUGGUAAGCUACAACGGAGAAAAAAUCAAGAGCCUCGGGCAUCUGCAGAAGCUCUGGAAUGCCAGCUGCUCCACCGUUACAACGUCGGUCGAACAGAAAGAGGCUGAGCGUACUCUUACAUUUGUUCGACUGGAAUUGGAAAACGACGACGACAUCGUGUUCGAGGUGGAGGCUGCCAUGAAAGCACAAGAAGAGGUGAUGGCAACGCAUGCGAUAUCGAAGCCGUACAACAUAUUGCCUCGCAAUCCGAAUUACAUCUAAAAGAUAAAAAGAGCGAAACAGUAUGAAUCCACUAAUGACUUGCAGGAAAUAACAUAACGCAGCGAUCAUUUAUGCUGUUGAAUAAAUCUGAUUUGAAGUGGUUUUGCAACUCUAGAACCAGUUUCAUCAACCUGUUGGUAUCUCCCACUUGAUUGAUUGAUUUUGAUCUACCAAUUUCAACAGUUUCACGUCAUUUUYCCCAGUUCUUCCGUGUAGCAAUGAUGGAUCAUUCCUUCGAGGUUGUACCGGAUGAGGAAAAAAUCAUUCAGGCACAC
Messenger RNA from Pseudo-nitzschia multistriata, 2419 nucleotides. The record is from the annotation of a GenBank genome assembly. NCBI's taxonomy places the organism in Eukaryota, Bacillariophyta, Bacillariophyceae, Bacillariales, Bacillariaceae.